AUGAAGAGCAUAUUUAAGAGAGGUAAAAAUAGUACAAGUAAUAAUAAUACCCACAAUGAGAAUGCUCUUGAUCGAAUUUCCGAACAGGACUCCAACGCCCUGGAUGAAUUUCAAAAUAUAAAUUAUACCAACAAUUAUGAUAGGUUCAACAGGGAUUCGUUUUCUCCUCAAACAGACGACACCAUUGCUCCUAGAUAUGAAACCAUUCCUUCCAAUCCAAUUCAAAACUUCAUAAUACCAGAAUACAAUGAAAAAAUCAUUGAACCUCAAGACUACGUGAAAAACUUAGUUAGUGAUCCAAUAGAUAAAUCAAAAAGAUACCUUUUCAAUCUGUUCCCGAUUUUCAAAUGGAUCGGCUACUACCCAUCACAACCAAAGUGGAUCUUAUCUGAUUUCAUCACCGGUGUAUCGGUUGCUAUUGUUUUGAUCCCCCAGGCAAUGUCUUAUGCAAAAUUAGCAGGUCUAGCUCCGGAGUAUGGUCUCUAUUCCUCGUUCAUCGGAUUGAUCAUGUAUUCAAUUUUUGCCACCUCUAAAGACGUUUCAAUUGGUCCCGUUGCCGUUAUGAGUUUGGAAGUUUCAAAGAUCAUCCAAAGAAUCCAGGAAAAAUAUGGUGACGAAUAUUCUGCUCCCGAAAUUGCAAUCACAGUUGCGUUACUAUCUGGUGCUAUAACUUUGGGAGUCGGUCUAUUAAAACUAGGAUUCUUGGUUGAAUUGAUUCCCUUGCCUGCUGUCAUGGCAUUCACUACAGGUUCCUCGUUCAACAUUAUUUCUUCUCAAUUGCCCGGCUUAAUGGGAUUCUCCAAAGAAGUCAACAACCAUGAUGCUCCUUACUUGAUUAUCAUCCAUUUCUUGAAACACUUAAAAGAUACCAAUGUUGAUGCUGCUUUCGGACUGGUUGCGUUAUUCAUCUUAUACCUUUGGAAGUAUUUGUCCUCUUAUAUGAUUAAGAGAGAUUCAAAACGCUCCUUGUUUUGGACCUAUAUUCUGAAUGUUAGAACUGCAAUUGUAAUUAUCUUCUCAACCUUGAUCUCAUAUUUGAUUGUUAGACAUGAUAAGGAAAACCCUCCAUUUAGUAUCACGGGUCAUGUGAGGAGUGGCUUCCAAAACUUGGGUGUUUUCCAUCCACCAGCUAACUUGGCAUCCAGGAUCGGACCAGACUUACCUGUUGCGACAAUUGUCCUCGUAUUGGAGCACAUUUCAAUUGCAAAAUCUUUUGGUCGGUUACAUGAUUAUAAAAUUGAUCCAAAUCAAGAGUUCAUUGCCAUUGGUGUUACCAAUUUGAUUGGAACUUUUUUUAAUGCUUAUCCCGCUACAGGGUCAUUUUCAAGAACAGCCCUAGCCUCCAAGUGUGGGGUCAAAACACCAUUUGCAUCGAUUUUUGCGGGCUUUUGUGUUUUACUAGCUAUUUACUGUUUCACUAGUGCUUUCUAUUAUAUCCCAAAAGCCACAUUAUGUGCAAUUAUUAUUCAUGCAGUCAGUGACCUAAUGGCAUCCUGGAAAUCAACUUGGAAAAUGUACUUGAUUCAGCCUGUGGAUUGUGGCAUUUUCCUUGUAGGUGUUUUCGUUUCUGUUUUCUCAUCGAUUGAAUAUGGGAUCUACUGGGCUAUGUGCUCUUCAUGUGCUAUGAUCAUUUGGAGAAUGUGUUGGGCGAAUGGUACCUUUAUGGGUAGGAUCAAAAUUGUUGAAAUUGUCAAUCCAACAAUUGUUAAGGACGAAAAAAUGCUUGGUGUUAAUGAAGGUGAAGGUGUCGGUAACAACGAAAAGGCUUUCCUGAAUUCUGGUUUGAUCUCAAUGGCUGAUUCUUACAUAAGUACGAACAGCGUGUUGAAAGGAAACGUUAAUGAAACAACACAAUUACUUGAAAGAAAUAUUGUUUCUUAUAACUAUAGAUGGGUUCCCCUAAAAAAUAGCCAGUUAUCUCAGAAGAUUCAGAAUCCUAGCAAAGUUCACACCCGAUAUGUGAAUCAACACGUAGAAAUUGAACAACCGCCCCCGGGCGUUGUAGUUUACAGAAUGAGUGAAAGUUUUGUCUACCCCAAUAGUUCGUCACAAUGUGAUGCCAUACUAGAUUACAUCAAAGAAAAUAUGCGUUCUGCUGUUGAUCAAGACAAUGUUAGAUGGAAUAAUAUUCACGAAGUCAGAAAACUAAACUGGAACUUCAAAUCUCUGAAGUUCUGGGACAGUACUGAGAAUGAUAAAGAAUGUCAAGGACAACAGGACAGCAAUCACGCAAUGAAUGAAAACUCUUUGAAGCCAUUGCUAAAAGUUCUGCAUUUAGAUUUUUCUCAAGUAGUUGCAACUGAUGCAACUUCAAUCCAAUCGCUAAUUGAUUUGAGAAAAGCAAUCAGUUUAUUUACUAAUUCUGAAUUUGAAGUACAUUUCUCUGGAAUCAUCAACCCAUGGGUGAUUCGUGGAUUGGUUAGUGCCGGCUUUGGUGGCAAAGUCGUUGAAUCCGAAGAUCCAAAACAUCCGCAUGUUGAAAAUAAUGAGAUUGAGGUGGAUAUUGAAGAAGACAGGUUUUAUGAGAGCGAAAAUGAGAGUCAUUUGGGUGACUUAGAAAGCGGAAUCGUAAUUGAUAGGUAUGUUACUACCUCUUUUGGUGAUAAUGGAAUUUUAUACCCGGUAUUUGGCACAAAUUUACCACAUUUCCAUUUAGAUAUCCCAUCAUACAGCGAAUAUAAAUAA
Messenger RNA from Pichia kudriavzevii, 2685 nucleotides. RefSeq lists its product as uncharacterized. Lineage: Eukaryota; Fungi; Ascomycota; Pichiomycetes; Pichiales; Pichiaceae. Gene Ontology annotation, molecular function: secondary active sulfate transmembrane transporter activity. The coding region runs from base 1 to 2685 and encodes 894 amino acids. Gene Ontology annotation, biological process: transmembrane transport. Gene Ontology annotation, cellular component: membrane. The transcript has a single exon. The record is from RefSeq and is a predicted model, not a curated record.